AUGGCCUUCUACAAUCAUCGAUUGCUCGACUUUCUAACGGCAUUGGGCAUUUCCUCUCUGUUUCCAAAUCUUGCGCUGCCCAUGAGGAGCUGGGAUGUACGCUCCAUGACAAAAGCCGUCUUGCGAGCUCGCUGGUGCACAUGCGGAUGGACGCUGAAUCUCCUCAUUUUUGUUCGCAGAGGGCAGUUGCACAGGGUCGGUCGAUGCAUUCCCCAUGAAAAACGACAACGUUUCCUGGAGAUUAUAGCAAAGAAGAUCCCCAAAUCUGACGAUUCCUUGCCAAACUGUCAAUGGGACGGCCCUGCUGACAUAUUUGACCUCGUGGGAGGCGCUCCGGAGCAGGACGAGCACUACCUUAGGCCAUUAUCACAGGAACUCGAUGGGAGUGCUUCCAAGGCCAUGUUUAUGCAAUGUGUGCCCAUCAGAGUUGCCUCCAAAUACGCAAGCACCAAUUUCGCCGAGUGUUUGCGUGGCGAUCCAUUGAGGAUGUUUAUUGAAGCCUUCCUGCGCGAGGAGGGCGUCCGGUGGAAUGCCCGAGGUGAUUUUCACCCUGAGGAUCAUCCAUUCAAGAUUUCACCGUCCGCUUUCCAGCAGGCUGCGAUUCUGGAUACCGACGACUACAAUGAGGAGCCUGAACACAUUCUGCACUAUCAAAUUCCCCGAGUACUGCUUCUUUUCGAACUGGAUCCAUUGUCAACACCCCACCGGGAUCCUGUCCUGCUUCCAUGGGGAGCUUUGAUGCAGGAGUUCCUAAGGUGCUUCCUGGAGUUACAGGAAGAUGCAGAAGACAGGCUCGAGGCACUUGACACUAGAAUGGAACGGUGUGCAGAUGAUGAGUUCCCAGUUCUCUUACCAAAGUAUGAAAACCUCAACUUUGGACUACGCCGGGCUGAGGCUAUGAAUUCUGUGUUCAAGGCCUUUGAAAACUACGUGCUUUACGGAUCCAUCGAUAUCCUUCCCGACUACAAUGGCCUUUCCAUCUACCUGAUGAAAUCGGCUCGUCAGAUCCAUAAAUCAAGGUCGCUUGACUGUGGAACCCCUGAAAACCCCCAUUAG
Messenger RNA from Exophiala viscosa, 1056 nucleotides. RefSeq lists its product as uncharacterized. Bases 1 to 1056 code for a protein of 351 amino acids. Lineage: Eukaryota; Fungi; Ascomycota; Eurotiomycetes; Chaetothyriales; Herpotrichiellaceae. The transcript has a single exon. The record is from RefSeq and is a predicted model, not a curated record.